CCCGGGCUCUGGCCAUGUUCUCGGAUGAGGAUUUCUGGAUCGCCCUGUGAAGAGGUCUCCCCGAGAGGGCCCUGCCCAGUCGGAGAGAGGGAUGGACAGCCAGAAGCCGCCUGCUGAAGAUAAAGAUUCAGACCCGGCAGCUGAUGGACUUGCAGCCCCUGAGAAGCCAGGUGCCACUGAACCAGACCUUCCCAUUCUGUGUGUCGGGGAGGUCUUGGUCCCCAGCUCUGGGGCAUCCAGGCUUCCAAAGCCGCCUCAUGACUGCAGUAGGGCUCCAGCACGGCGCUGUGGUCUCUGUAACUGUGGGGAACCCAGUCUGCAUGGGCAGAGGGAACUGCAGCGCUUUGAGUUGCCAUCUGACUGGCCUGGGUUUCCAGUGCUAUCCUCUGGGGGAAGCUCAGGUCCCCGUGAGGCAGUGCUGUCCAAUGAGGACCUGUCACAAAUUGGUUUCCCUGAGGGCCUCACGCCUGCCCACUUAGGAGAGCCUGGAGGGCACUGCUGGGCACAUCAUUGGUGUGCAGCGUGGUCAGCAGGUGUAUGGGGGCAGGAGGGCCCAGAACUAUGUGGUGUGGACAAGGCCAUCUUCUCAGGGAUCUCACAGCGCUGCUCCCACUGCGCCAGGUUCGGUGCCUCCGUUCCCUGCCGCUCACCUGGAUGUUCCCGGCUUUACCACUUUCCCUGUGCAACUGCCAGUGGUUCCUUCUUAUCCAUGAAGACACUGCAGCUGCUUUGCCCAGAGCACAGUGAUGGAGCUGCACAUCUAGAGGAGGCUCGCUGUGCAGUAUGUGAGGGGCCAGGGGAGCUGUGUGACUUGUUCUUCUGUACCAGCUGUGGACAUCACUACCAUGGAGCCUGUCUGGACACUGCUUUGACUGCCCGAAAGCGUGCCGGUUGGCAGUGCCCUGAAUGCAAAGUGUGCCAAGCAUGCAGGAAACCUGGGAAUGAUUCUAAAAUGUUGGUCUGUGAGACGUGUGACAAAGGGUAUCAUACCUUCUGCUUAAAACCACCCAUUGAGGACCUGCCUGCUCACUCGUGGAAAUGUAAGACAUGCCGAAUAUGUCGGGCCUGUGGGGCUGGCUCAGCAGAAUUGAAUCCCAACUCUGAGUGGUUUGAGAACUAUUCACUCUGUCACCACUGUCACAAAGCCCAGGGAAGCCAGCCUGUCAUUCCUGUUGCCGAGCAGCACCCAACUGUCUGUAGCAGAUUUUCACCCCCAGAGUCUGGUGAGAUCUCCACUGAUGAGCCAGAUGCAUGCCAAGGGCAGCCAAAGGGUGAGCACGUGACCUCUAUGCAAACCAAGGAACCGGGGCUCCUGCAAUGUGAAGCCAAACCACUAGGGAGAGCAGGGACCCAACUUGAAGCCCAGUUGGAGGCUCCCCUGAAUGAGGAGAUGCCACUGCUGCCCCCGCCUGAGGAGUCACCUCUGUCCCCACCACCUGAAGAGUCACCCACAUCUCCACCACCUGAGGCCUCUCGCCUGUCCCCACCGACUGAGGAGUCACCCCUUUCUCCACCACCUGAGUCAUCACCUUUUUCUCCACUGGAGGGGAGGCCUCCCCCAUCUCCUGCACUAGACACACCUCUGUCUCCACCGCCCGAAGCCUCACCCCUGUCUCCACCGUUGGAGGAGUCUCCUCUGUCCCCCCCACCAGACGAAUUACCCUCUUCUCCACCACCUGAAGCGUCUCGCCUAUCUCCACCACCCGAAGAGUCACCCAUGUCCCCUCCACCAGAAGAGUCACCCAUGUCCCCUCCACCUGAGGCCUCUUGUCUUUUCCCACCAUUUGAAGAGUCUCCCCUAUCUCCGCCACCUGAGGACUCUCCUUUGUCCCCACCUCCAGAGGCGUCACGACUGUCCCCACCCCCUGAGGACUCCCCCAUGUCUCCCCCACCUGAAGACUCGCCUAUGUCCCCCCCACCUGAAGUGUCACGCUUCUUGCCCCUGCCUGUCCUGUCACAUCUGUCACCUCUGCCUGAGGUAUCACGGCUGUCCCCACCACCUGAGGAAUCUCCCCUGUCCCCACCACCCGAGGACUCUCCCGCCUCACCUCCACCUGAAGCUUCCCGACUGUCCCCACCACCUGAGGACUCUCCCGCCUCACCUCCACCUGAAGCUUCCCGACUGUCCCCACCACCCGAGGACUCUCCCGCCUCACCUCCACCUGAAGCUUCCCGACUGUCCCCUCCCCGUGAAGACUCACCAGCUUCACCACCACCGGAGGACUCACUCAUGUCCCUGCCGAUGGAGGAGUCACCUUUGUCACCACUGCCUGAGGAGCUGAGACUCUGCCCUCAGCCCGAGGAACCAUACCUGUCUCCUCAUCCUGAGGAGCCCCAACUCUGUCCCCAGCCUGAGGAGCUGCCGCUGUCCCCACAGUCUGAGGAGCCAUCCCUGUCCCCUGUGCUUGCAGAACCAGGCCCAUCUUCUCAGCCUGAGGAGCUACGCUUGUCCCCUGUGCCUCAGGAACCACAUCUGUCCCCUCAGCCUAAGCAGUCGCACCUGUCUCCCCAGUCUGAGGAGCCCUGCCUGUCCCCCAUGCCUGAGGAGCCAUGCUUGUCUCCGCAGCCUGAGGAACUAAACCCAUCUCCCCAGCCUGAAGAGCCUCCUGAGGAACCAAGCCAGCGCCCUGCACCUAAGGAGCCGUCCUUGUUCUCCCCAAGUGGGGAGCCACCUUUAUCCCCCAUGCUUGGAGGGCCAGCCCUGUCUGAGCCUGGGGAACCACCUCUAUCCCCACUUCCUGAGGAGCUGCCCUUGUCUUUGUCAGGGGAGCCAGUCUUGUCACCUCAGCUGAUGCCACCAGAUCCUCUUCCUCCUCCACUCUCACCCAUUGUCCCAGCUGCAGCCCCUCCAGCCUUGUCUCCUUUGGGGGAGUUAGAGUACCCCUUUGGUGCCAAAGGGGACAGUGACCCUGAGUCACCAUUGGCUGCCCCCAUCCUCGAGACACCUAUCAGCCCUCCACCGGAAGCCAACUGCACUGACCCUGAGCCUGUACCCCCGAUGAUCCUUCCCCCGUCUCCGGGCUCCCCUAUGGGCCCUGCUUCUCCGAUCCUCAUGGAGCCGCUCCCCCCGCCCUGCUCUCCGCUCCUUCAGCACUCCUUGCCUCCUCCAACCCCUCCUCCUUCCCACUGCUCACCUCCUGCUCUGCCGCUCUCUGUUCCCUCCCCACUGAGUCCCGUGCAGAAGGCAGUGGAUGUCUCGGAUGAAGCUGAGCUGCAUGAGAUGGAGACUGAUAAAGGUCCAGAACCUGAGUGCCCAGCCUUGGAGCCCAGGGCCACCAGUCCUCUGCCAUCCCCUAUGGGGGACCUUUCUUGCCCUGCUCCCAGCCCUGCCCCAGCCCUGGAUGACUUCUCUGGCCUAGGAGAAGACACAGCCCCUCUAGAUGGGACUGAUGCUAAUACAUCACAGCCUCGGACUGGACAGAUCUCUGGCAGUUUGGCUAGUGAACUUAAAGGUUCUCCUGUGCUCCUGGACCCCGAGGAGCUGAUCCCUGUGACCCCUAUGGAGGUCUAUGGCCCAGAAUGCAAGCAGGCAGGGCAGGGCUCACCCUGUGAAGAACAGGAGGAACCCAGUGCACCAAUGGCCCCCAUGCCACCCACUCUCAUCAAAUCCGACAUUGUCAAUGAGAUCUCUAAUCUGAGCCAGGGUGAUGCCAGUGCCAGUUUCCCUGGUUCAGAGCCCCUUCUGGGCUCUCCUGACCCUGAGGGGGGUGGCUCCUUGUCCAUGGAGCUGGGAGUAUCUACGGAUGUUAGUCCAGCCCGAGAUGAGGGUUCCCUACGCCUCUGCACUGACUCACUGCCAGAGACCGAUGACUCCCUGUUGUGUGACACUGGGACAGCAACUAGUGGAGGCAAAGCCGAGGGGGACAAAGGCCGGCGGCGCAGCUCCCCCGCCCGGUCCCGAAUCAAACAGGGUCGGAGCAGCAGUUUCCCAGGCCGACGCCGGCCUCGUGGAGGAGCAGCGCAUGGAGGCCGAGGGAGAGGACGGGCCCGACUGAAGUCGACCACGUCUUCCGUCGAGACACUGGUAGUGGCCGACAUAGAUAGUUCUCCUAGCAAGGAAGAGGAGGAGGAAGACGAUGACACCAUGCAAAAUACCGUGGUUCUCUUCUCUAACACAGACAAAUUUGUUCUAAUGCAGGACAUGUGUGUGGUGUGCGGCAGCUUUGGCCGAGGCGCGGAGGGCCACCUCUUGGCCUGUUCGCAGUGUUCUCAGUGCUAUCACCCGUACUGUGUCAACAGCAAGAUCACCAAGGUGAUGCUGCUAAAGGGCUGGCGCUGUGUGGAGUGUAUCGUGUGUGAGGUCUGCGGCCAGGCCUCCGACCCUUCACGCCUGCUGCUCUGUGAUGACUGCGACAUUAGCUACCAUACAUACUGCCUGGAUCCCCCACUGCUCACUGUGCCCAAGGGUGGCUGGAAGUGCAAGUGGUGUGUGUCGUGUAUGCAGUGUGGGGCCGCCUCCCCUGGCUUCCACUGUGAAUGGCAGAACAGUUAUACACAUUGUGGGCCAUGUGCCAGCCUGGUGACCUGUCCUGUCUGUCAUGCUCCCUAUGUGGAGGAAGACCUGCUGAUCCAGUGUCGCCACUGUGAACGGUGGAUGCACGCUGGCUGCGAGAGCCUCUUCACGGAGGAUGAUGUGGAGCAGGCUGCCGACGAGGGCUUUGACUGUGGCUCCUGCCAGCCCUUUGUAGUAAAGCCUGUGGUACCUGUUGCCCCACCAGAGCUGGUACCUGUGAAGGUAAAAGAGCCAGAGCCCCAGUUCUUUCGCUUCGAGGGUGUGUGGCUGACAGAAACUGGCAUGGCGGUGCUGCGUAACCUGACCAUGUCACCACUGCACAAGCGGCGCCAGCGGCGAGGACGGCUAGGCCUCCCAGGCGAGGCAGGGCUGGAGGGUUCUGAGCCCUCAGAUGCCCUUGGCCCUGAUGACAAGAAGGAUGGGGACCUGGACACUGACGAGCUGCUCAAGGGUGAAGGCGGUGUUGAGCAAAUGGAGUGUGAAAUUAAGCUAGAAGGCCCCGCCAGCCCUGAUGUAGAACUUGGCAAAGAAGAGACAGAGGAAAGCAAAAAGCGCAAGCGCAAACCUUACCGGCCGGGCAUUGGUGGCUUCAUGGUCCGACAGCGGAAGUCUCAUACCCGCGUGAAAAGGGGGCCUGCUGCACAGGCCGAGGUGUUGAGUGGGGAUGGGCACCCCGACGAGGGUGAGACGGUGAUGCCUGCUGAUCUGCCUGCAGAGGGCUCUGCAGAGCAGAGCCUUGCUGAGGGGGAUGAGAAGAAGAAGCAACAGCGACGAGCGCGCAAAAAGAGCAAGCUGGAGGACAUGUUCCCUGCUUACCUGCAGGAAGCCUUCUUUGGAAAGGAACUGCUGGACCUGAGUCGGAAGGCCCUGUUUGCAGUUGGGGUGGGCCGGCCAGGCUUUGGACUAGGAACCUCAAAACCCCGGGGGGAUGGAGGUUCAGAUAGGAAGGAGCUUAUGACAGCUGUGCACAAAGGAGAUGAUGUUCCAGAUGUUGCAGAUGAGGAGUCCCAUGGGCCCGAGGGCACGGCUGAUAUACCAGGGCUUGAAGAUGGAGGUGUAAAGGCAUCCCCAGUGCCUAGUGACCCUGAGAAGCCAGGCACCCCGGGUGAAGGAGUGCUCAGCUCUGACCUAGACAGGAUUCCCACAGAAGAACUGCCCAAAAUGGAGUCCAAGGACCUGCAGCAGCUCUUUAAGGAUGUCCUGGGCUCAGAGCGAGAACAGCCUUUGGGUUGUGGAACUCCUGGCCUAGAAGGCAGCCGUACCCCGCUGCAGAGGCCCUUUCUCCAAGGUGGACUUGCUCUGGGUAGUCUCCCGUCCAGUAGCCCGAUGGACUCUUACCCAGGCCUCUGCCAGUCUCCCUUCUUGGAUUCUAGGGAGCGCGGGGGCUUUUUUAGCCCAGAACCCGGUGAGCCAGACAGCCCUUGGACAGGCUCAGGGGGCACCACCCCUUCCACCCCUACCACACCUACCACAGAGGGCGAGGGCGACGGGCUGUCCUAUAACCAGCGGAGUCUACAACGUUGGGAAAAAGAUGAGGAACUGGGCCAGCUCUCCACUAUUUCACCUGUACUCUAUGCCAACAUUAACUUUCCUAAUCUCAAGCAAGAUUACCCAGACUGGUCUAGCCGAUGUAAACAAAUCAUGAAGCUCUGGAGAAAGGUUCCAGCCGCUGACAAAGCCCCCUACCUGCAAAAGGCCAAAGAUAACCGGGCUGCUCACCGCAUCAGCAAGGUGCAGAAGCAGGCUGAGAGCCAGAUCAGCAAGCAAGCCAAGAUGGGCGACAUAGCCCGCAAGACUGAUCGACCGGCCCUCCAUCUCCGCAUUCCCUCUCAGCCAGGGGCACUGGGCAGUCCGCCCCCUGCUGCGGCCCCCACCAUUUUCCUUGGCAGCCCUACCACUCCUGCUGGCUUGUCUACCUCUGCGGACGGGUUCCUGAAGCCACCAGCGGGCACAGUACCCGGCCCUGACUCACCUGGUGAGCUCUUCCUCAAGCUCCCGCCCCAGGUGCCCGCCCAAGUGCCUUCGCAGGACCCCUUUGGACUGGCCCCUGCCUACGCCCCGGAGCCUCGCUUCUCUGCGGCACCACCCACUUAUCCUCCUUACCCAAGCCCUACUGGAGCCCCUGUCCAGCCCCCAAUGCUGGGUACCACAACUCGACCUGGGACUGGCCAGGGGGAAUUUCAUACUACCCCACCCGGUACCCCGAGACACCAGCCUUCCACGCCUGACCCCUUCCUCAAACCUCGCUGCCCCUCAUUGGACAACUUGGCUGUGCCUGAGAGCCCAGGGGUAGCGGGAGGCAAGGCUUCUGAACCUCUGCUCUCACCCCCACCUUUUGGGGAGUCCCGGAAGUCCCUAGAAGUGAAGAAGGAAGAGCUUGGGGCCUCCUCUCCUGGCUAUGGUCCUCCAAGCCUGGGCUGUGUUGACUCACCCUCUUCAGGCCCCCACCUGGGUGGGCUGGAGUUAAAGGCACCUGAUGUCUUCAAAGCCCCGCUGACCCCUCGGGCAUCUCAGGUAGAGCCCCAGAGCCCAGGCCUGGGCUUGCGGGCCCAGGAGCCACCCCCUGCCCAGGCUUUGGCCCCUUCUUCUCCCAGCCACCCAGAUAUCUUUCGUUCUGGCCCAUACCCCGACCCCUAUGCCCAGCCCCCAUUGACUCCUCGGCCCCAACCACCACCCCCUGAGAGCUGCUGUGCCCCGCCUCCACGAUCACUGCCCUCUGACCCUUUCUCUAGAGUGCCCGCUAGCCCUCAGUCACAGUCCAGUUCCCAGUCCCCACUGACCCCGCGUCCUCUGUCGGCUGAGGCUUUUUGCCCGUCCCCCGUUACCCCUCGCUUCCAGUCCCCCGACCCUUAUUCUCGGCCACCCUCACGCCCUCAGUCCCGUGAUCCCUUUGCCCCAUUGCAUAAGCCACCCCGGCCCCAGCCCCCUGAAGUUGCCUUUAAGGCUGGGCCCCUAGCCCACACUCCGCUGGGAGCUGGGGGCUUCCCAGCAGCCCUGCCCUCUGGCCCAGCCGGUGAGCUCCAUGCCAAGGUCCCAAGUGGGCAGCCCACUAAUUUUGCCCGUUCUCCUGGGACAGGCACAUUUGUGGGCACCCCAUCUCCCAUGCGGUUCACUUUCCCACAGGGGGUAGGGGAGCCUGCCCUAAAACCCCCUGUCCCUCAGCCUGGUCUCCCUUCACCCCAUGGGAUCAACAGCCAUUUUGGGCCUGGCCCCACCUUGGGCAAGCCUCAAAGCACAAACUACGCAGUAGCCACGGGGAACUUUCAGCCCUCGGGCAGCCCCCUGGGGCCCAGCAGUGGGUCCACAGGGGAGGGCUAUGGGCUGUCCCCACUACGCCCCGCAUCCGUUCUGCCACCUCCCACACCUGAUGGAUCCCUCCCCUACUUGUCGCAUGGAGCCUCACAAAGGGUAGGCAUCACCUCUCCAGUGGAAAAGAGAGAAGACCCAGGAGCUGCAAUGAGUAGUAGCUCUUUAGCAACAUCUGAACUCUCAAGUGCCCAGGAUGCAGGCAUGUCUAGCCUCAGCCAAACAGAGCUGGAGAAGCAGCGGCAGCGCCAGCGACUGCGGGAACUGCUGAUUCGACAGCAGAUCCAGCGGAACACCCUGCGGCAAGAGAAGGAAACGGCUGCAGCAGCUGCAGGUGCAGUGGGGCCUCCAGGCAACUGGGGUGCUGAGACCAGCAGCCCCGCCUUUGAACAACUGAGCCGAGGCCAGACCCCUUUCACUGGGUCUCAGGAUAGGAGCAGCAUUGUGGGGUUACCCUCAAGCAAGCUAGGCGGUCCCAUCCUGGGACCAGGAGCCUUCUCCAGCGAUGAUCGGCUCUCCCGGCCACUUCCACCAGCCACACCUUCUUCUAUGGACAUGAACAGCAGGCAACUUGUUGGAGGCUCCCAGGCCUUCUAUCAGCGAACACCCUAUCCUGGGUCCCUGCCCUUACAGCAGCAGCAGCAGCAGCAGCAGCAGCAACAACAACAACAACUGUGGCAGCAGCAGCAGCAGCAGCAACAGCAGCAGCAGGCGGCAGCAGCAGCAACCUCCAUGAGACUUGCCAUGUCUGCUCGAUUCCCGUCUACUCCUGGACCUGAACUUGGCCGCCAAGCACUAGGUUCCCCCUUGGCAGGAGUCCCCACCCGCCUUCCAGGCCCUGCUGAGCCAGUUCCUGGUCCUGCUGGUCCUGCUCAGUUCAUUGAGUUGCGACACAAUGUACAGAAAGGACUUGGACCUGGGGUAUCUCCGUUUCCUGGUCAAGGACCCUCUCAGAGACCCCGUUUUUACCCAGUAAGCGAGGAACCCCAUCGACUGGCUCCUGAAGGUCUUCGGGGUCUGGCUGUUUCAGGCCUCCCCCCACAAAAGCCCUCAGCCACGCCAGCCCCUGAGUUGAACAACAGCCUCCAUCAGACGCCCCAUACCAAGGGUCCUGCUCUACCGGCUGGCUUGGAGCUGGCCAGUCGCCCUCCAUCAAGCACUGAACUUAGUCGUCCUCCUCUAGCCUUGGAGGCUGGGAAGUUGCCUUGUGAGGACCCUGAGCUGGAUGAUGACUUUGAUGCCCACAAGGCCCUAGAGGAUGAUGAAGAGCUCGCUCACUUGGGUCUGGGUGUGGAUGUAGCCAAGGGUGAUGAUGAGCUGGGCACCCUGGAGAACCUGGAGACGAAUGACCCCCACCUGGAUGACCUCCUCAAUGGAGAUGAGUUUGACUUGCUAGCGUAUACCGACCCUGAGCUCGACACUGGGGACAAGAAGGACAUCUUCAAUGAGCACCUAAGGCUAGUAGAGUCAGCAAAUGAGAAGGCUGAGCGAGAAGCCCUGCUGCGGGGGGCGGAGCCUGCAUCCUUAGGCCCUGAGGACCGGCCUCCAGCUGCCCCAGAUAACUCAGAGCCUCGCUCAACAUCUGUGCUCCCUGAAGUGAAGCCCAAAGUGGAGGAGGGAGGGCGCCAUCCUUCUCCUUGCCAGUUCACCAUUAAUACCCCCAAGGUGGAGCCAGCUCCUCCUGCCACUCCCCUCAGCCUGGGUCUGAAGCCAGGACAGACUGUGAUGGGCAGCCGGGACACGCGAGUAGGAGUGGGUAUAGGACCAUUCCCCAGUGGUGGACACACAACUGAGAAGGGCCCAUUUGGGGUCACGGGAGGAACACCAGCUCACUUGUUGAACCCCAGUCCACUGAGUGGCCCAACUGGAUCCUCUCUUUUGGAAAAAUUUGAGCUAGAAAGUGGGGCCCUAACCUUACCCAGUGGACAUCCAGCACCUGGGGAUGAGCUGGACAAAAUGGAGAGCUCUUUGGUAGCCAGUGAGUUGCCCCUGCUCAUUGAGGACCUGUUAGAGCACGAGAAGAAGGAGCUCCAGAAGAAGCAGCAGCUUUCAGCACAGACUGUGCUUCCUGCCCAGCAGCAGCAGCAGCAGCAGCAGCAGCAGCAGCAGCAGCAGCAUGCCCUCCUUCCCACACCAGGCCCCGCCCAGGCACUGCCUUUGCCACAUGAGCCUGGGCCGCCACAGCAGCUUGCUUUGGGCCUUGCAAGUAGCCGACAGCCAGGCUUGGGCCAGUCGAUGGUGCCCACCCAGUCACCAGCUCAUCCCCUUCAGCAGCGCCUGACCCCGUCUGUGGCUAUGGUGUCUAACCAAGGGCAUAUGCUCAGUGGGCAGCAAGCGGGGCAGACAGGCCUGGUGCCCCAGCAGGGUUCACAACCAGUGUUAGCACAGAAGCCCAUGAGUGCCAUGCCAGCGUCCAUGUGCAUGAAGCCCCAGCAGCUGGCAAUGCAGCAGCAGCAGCAGCAGCUGGCUAACAGUUUCUUCCCAGACACAGACUUGGACAAAUUUGCUGCCGAAGACAUCAUUGAUCCUAUUGCAAAGGCCAAGAUGGUAGCUUUGAAAGGCAUCAAGAAAGUGAUGGCUCAAGGCAGCAUCGGGGUGGCACCUGGUAUGAGCAGGCAGCAAGUGUCCCUGCUGGCGCAGAGGCUCUCCGGGGGGUCUGGCAGUGAUCUUCAGAACCAUGUGGCACCUGGGAGUGGCCAGGAACGGAAUGCUGGUGACCCUUCCCAGCCUCGUCCUAACCCACCCACUUUUGCCCAGGGAGUGAUCAAUGAGGCUGACCAGAGGCAGUAUGAGGAAUGGCUGUUCCAUACCCAGCAGCUCCUCCAGAUGCAGCUGAAGGUGCUAGAGGAGCAGAUUGGUGUGCACCGCAAGUCUCGGAAGGCGCUGUGUGCCAAGCAGCGCACUGCCAAAAAGGCCGGCCGCGAGUUCCCCGAAGCUGAUGCUGAGAAGCUCAAGCUGGUUACAGAGCAGCAGAGCAAGAUCCAGAAGCAGCUGGACCAGGUUCGGAAACAGCAGAAAGAGCACACAAAUCUCAUGGCAGAAUAUCGGAACAAGCAGCAGCAGCAGCAGCAGCAGCAGCAGCAACAGCAACAGCAGCAGCAGCAGCAACAGCAGCACUCAACUGUACUGGCUGUCAGCCCUUCCCAGAACCCUCGGGUACUCACCAAGCUCCCUGGCCAACUGCUCCCUGGCCAUGGCUUACAGCCACCACAGGCACCUCCGAGUGGGCAAGCUGGAGGUCUUCGUCUGCCUCCAGGGGGUAUGGUACUCCCUGGACAGUCUGGUGGUCCAUUCCUCAAUACUACCUUGGCCCAGCAACAGCAGCAUUCUGGUGUGGCUGGAUCCUUGACUGGCCCCUCAGGGAGCUUCUUCCCUGGCAAUCUUGCUCUCCGAAGCCUUGGACCUGACUCGAGACUUUUACAGGAAAGGCAAUUACAGCUGCAGCAGCAACGAAUGCAGCUGGCCCAGAAACUGCAGCAGCAGCAGCAGCAGCAGCAGCAGCACCUCUUAGGGCAAGUGACAGCCCAACAGCAACAGGGUCCCGGAGCACAGAGCCAGGCUCUGGGUCCUAAGCCUCAGGGCCUUCUGCCUCCCAGCAGCCACCAGGGCCUCCUGGUCCAACAGUUGUCCCCCCAGCAGUCCCAGGGGUCCCAGGGCAUGCUAGGUCCUGCCCAGGUGGCAGUGCUGCAGCAGCAGCACUCGGGAGCUUUGGGUCCUCAGGGCCCUCACAGACAGGUGCUUAUGAGUCAGUCCAGGGUGCUGAGCUCCCCUCAGCUGGCACAGCAGGGCCACAGCCUUAUGGGACACCGGCUGCUCACAGCCCAGCAGCAGCAGCAGCAGCAGCAGCAGCAGCAGCAGCAGCAGCAGGGAUCUAUGACAGGGCUUUCGCAGCUUCAGCAAGGAAUGAUGUCACAUAGUGGACAGCCCAAAAUGAGUGCUCAGGCCUUGGGUUCUUUACAGCAGCAGCAGCUACAGCAACAACAACAACAGCUGCAGCAACAACAGCAACAACAGCUGCAGCAGCAGCAACAACAGCAGCUGCAGCAACAACAGCAGCAGCUGCAGCAACAACAACAACAGCAGCUGCAGCAGCAGCAACAACAACAGCUGCAACAACAACAGCUGCACCAGCAACAACAGCUGCAGCAACAACAGCUGCAGCAACAACAGCUGCACCAGCAACAACAGCAGCAACAACAGCUGCACUUGCAGCAACUUCAGCAACAGCAGAUGGGUCUCUUGAACCAGAAUCGAACUUUAUUAUCUCCGCAGCAGCAGCAGCAGCAACAACAGCAAGUGACACUUGGCCCCAGCAUGCCAGUCAAGCCUCUUCAACACUUUUCUAGCCCUGGAGCCCUAGGCCCAACCCUCCUCCUGACAGGCAAGGAACAAAACAAUGCAGAGACAACACUUCCUUCAGAGGUCACUGAGGGACCCUCAGCGCAUCAAGGAGCACCACCAGCAGUGGGGACGACACCUGAGUCAGUGUCUGCUGAGCCAGGGGAGGUAAAGCCCUCCAUUUCCGGAGACUCACAACUCCUGCUUGUCCAACCUCAGGCCCAAUCUCAGCCCACCUCAAUGCAGCUGCAGCCACCGCUAAGGCUCCCAGGACAACCCCAACAGCAGGUGAACUUGCUUCAUACGGCAGGUGGAGGAAGCCAUGGGCAGCAGCUAGGGAGUGGAUCCUCCUCUGAGUCCCCAUCUGUACCCCACCUGCUGGCCCAACCCUCUGUUUCCUUGGGGGAGCAGCCUGGACCUAUGGCCCAGAACCUUCUGGGCUCCCAACAGCCCCUUGGGCUAGAUCGACCCAUUCAAAAUAACACAGGGUCACAGCCUCCCAAAUCGGGACCUGCCCCUCCUCAGUCUGGACAGGGUCCUCCUGGAGUUGGAGUCAUGCCUACAGUGGGUCAGCUUCGAGCACAGCUCCAAGGAGUCCUGGCCAAAAACCCGCAGCUGCGGCACCUGAGCCCACAGCAGCAGCAGCAGCUGCAGGCACUCCUCAUGCAGCGGCAGCUGCAGCAGAGUCAGGCAGUACGCCAGACUCCACCGUUCCAGGAGCCCGGGACCCAGCCCUCUCCCCUCCAGGGCCUCCUGGGCUGCCAACCUCAACCUGGGGGUUUUUCUGCAUCUCAGACAGGACCCCUCCAGGAGCUAGGGGCAGGGUCUCGACCUCAGGGCCCACCCCGGCUCCCUGUCCCACAAGGAGCCUUAUCUACAGGACCAGUGCUUGGCCCUGUCCAUCCCACACCUCCACCUUCCAGUCCCCAAGAGCCAAAGAGACCUUCACAAUUACCUUCCCCCAGUGCCCAGCUAACCCCAACCCACCCCGGGACUCCAAAGCCCCAGGGGCCACCCUUGGAGCCGCCUUCUGGGAGAGUCUCACCUGCUGCCGCCCAGCUUGCGGAUACUUUCUUUGGCAAGGGGCUAGGACCUUGGGACCCCUCAGACAACCUCACCGAAGCCCAGAAGCCAGAGCAGAGCAACCUGGUACCCGGGCAUCCAGAACAGGUGAACGGACAGGUGGUACAUGAGCCAUCCCAACUUGGCAUCAAGCAGGAGCCUCGGGAAGAGCCGUGUGCCCUGGGUGCACAGACAGUGAAAAGGGAGGCCAAUGGGGAGCCAGCCGGGGCACCGGGCACCAGCAACCACCUUCUGCUAGCAGGCUCCCGCUCGGAGGCCGGGCAUCUGCUCUUGCAGAAGCUUCUCCGGGCAAAGAAUGUGCAGCUUGGUGCUGGGCGGGGGCCUGAGGGGCUUCGAGCUGAGAUCAAUGGACACAUUGACAGCAAGCUGUCAGGGCUGGAGCAGAAACUACAGGGUACUUCCAGCAACAAAGAGGAUGCAGCCACAAGAAAGCCUUUGCCAGCAAAGCCUAAGCGGGUACAGAAGACAAGUGACAGAUUGGCGAGCUCCCGAAAGAAACUGAGGAAAGAAGAUGGGGUCAGGGCCAACGAGGCCUUAUUGAAACAGCUAAAGCAGGAACUGUCCCAGCUGCCGCUGACGGAGCCCACCAUCACCGCCAAUUUUAGCCUCUUUGCUCCCUUUGGUAGUGGCUGCCUAGUCAGUGGGCAGAGCCAGCUUAGGGGGGCCUUUGGAAGUGGGGCUCUGCACACCAGCCCUGACUACUAUUCUCAGCUGCUCACCAAGAAUAACCUGAGUAACCCGCCGACACCACCCUCGUCGCUGCCCCCCACCCCACCCCCAUCGGUGCAGCAGAAGAUGGUGAACGGUGUUACUCCCUCUGACGAGCUGGGGGAGCACCCCAAGGAUGCAGCCUCUGCCCAGGACAGUGAAGGAGCACUGAGGGAUGCUGCAGAAGUGAAGAGUUUAGACCUGCUGGCUGCUCUGCCUACACCCCCCCACAAUCAGACUGAGGAUGUCAGGAUGGAGAGUGAGGAGGACAGCGAUUCCCCUGACAGCAUUGUGCCAGCUUCAUCCCCUGAGAGCAUCCUUGGGGAAGAGGCCCCGCGUCUUCCUCAGCUGGGCUCUGGCCGGUGGGAGCAAGACAACCGGGCCCUCUCCCCUGUCAUCCCUAUCAUCCCUCGCACCAGCAUCCCAGUCUUCCCAGAUACCAAACCUUACGGGGUCCUUGACCUGGAGGUCCCUGGAAAGCUGCCUGCUACAGCUUGGGAGAAGGGCAAGGGAAGUGAGGUGUCAGUCAUGCUCACAGUCUCUGCUGCUGCUGCCAAGAACCUGAACGGCGUGAUGGUAGCAGUGGCUGAGCUGCUAAGCAUGAAGAUCCCCAAUUCCUAUGAGGUGCUGUUCCCACAUGGCCCUGCCCGGACAGGCCUUGAGCCCAAGAAGGGGGAAGCUGAGGCUUCUGGUGGGAAAGAAAAAGGUUUGAGUGGCAAGGACGCAGACACUGGACCUGAUUGGCUAAAGCAGUUUGAUGCAGUGUUGCCUGGCUACACCCUCAAGAGCCAAUUAGACAUCUUGAGCCUCUUGAAGCAGGAGAGUCCUGCUCCAGAGCCAUCCGUCCAGCACAGCUACACCUAUAGUGUCUCCAACCUGGAUGUGAGACAGCUCUCCGCCCCACCUCCUGAGGAACCUUCCCCACCUCCGUCCCCUUUGGCACCCUCUCCUGCCAGUCCUCCCGUUGAGCGCAUGGUUGAACUUCAGGCCGAACCAUCUGCUGAGCCACCCAUCCCUUCACCUCUACCACUGGCUUCAUCCCCUGAAUCUGCCCGCCCCAAACCCCGAGCCCGGCCCCCUGAAGAGAGCGAAGAUUCCCGUCCCCCACGCCUCAAGAAGUGGAAAGGGGUACGCUGGAAGCGGCUGCGGCUCCUGCUGACCAUCCAGAAGGGCAGUGGUCGGCAAGAGGAUGAACGGGAGGUGGCAGAGUUUAUGGAGCAGUUUGGUACAGCUUUGAGACCAAGCAAGGUGCCCCGGGACAACCGCCGAUGCUGCUUCUGUCAUGAAGAGGGAGACGGUGCCACCGACGGGCCCGCCCGCCUGCUUAACCUUGACUUGGACCUCUGGGUACACCUCAACUGUGCCCUGUGGUCCACAGAAGUGUACGAGACCCAGGGUGGGGCAUUGAUGAAUGUAGAGGUUGCCUUGCACCGAGGCUUGCUAACCAAGUGCUCCCUUUGCCAGCGAACUGGUGCCACUAGCAGCUGCAACCGCAUGCGCUGCCCCAAUGUCUACCAUUUUGCCUGUGCCAUCCGCACUAAGUGCAUGUUCUUCAAGGACAAGACCAUGCUGUGUCCGAUGCACAAGAUCAAGGGCCCCUGUGAGCAGGAGCUGAGCUCAUUUGCUGUCUUCCGGAGGGUCUACAUUGAACGAGAUGAGGUGAAGCAGAUUGCCAGCAUCAUCCAGCGAGGAGAGCGGCUACACAUGUUCCGGGUAGGAGGUCUUGUGUUUCAUGCCAUUGGACAGCUGCUCCCACACCAGAUGGCUGACUUCCACAGUGCCACUGCCCUCUAUCCUGUGGGCUACGAGGCCACGCGUAUCUACUGGAGUCUUCGUACUAACAAUCGUCGCUGCUGCUACCGGUGUUCCAUCAGUGAGAAUAAUGGACGGCCUGAGUUUGUGAUCAAAGUCAUGGAGCAGGGUUUAGAGGAUCUGGUCUUCACCGAUGCGUCUCCCCAAGCUGUGUGGAACCGCAUCAUUGAGCCCGUGGCUGCCAUGAGAAAAGAAGCCGACAUGCUGAGACUCUUCCCUGAGUACCUGAAAGGCGAAGAACUCUUUGGGCUGACAGUACAUGCUGUGCUUCGCAUAGCUGAAUCACUACCUGGGGUGGAAAGCUGUCAGAACUAUUUAUUCCGCUAUGGGCGCCACCCCCUGAUGGAGUUACCGCUCAUGAUCAACCCCACCGGCUGUGCCAGAUCAGAACCGAAAAUCCUCACACACUACAAACGGCCCCACACCUUGAACAGCACGAGCAUGUCUAAGGCGUACCAGAGCACCUUCACAGGCGAGACCAACACCCCAUACAGCAAGCAAUUUGUGCACUCCAAGUCAUCCCAGUACCGGCGCCUGCGCACCGAGUGGAAGAACAACGUGUAUCUGGCUCGUUCACGGAUCCAGGGCCUCGGGCUCUAUGCAGCCAAGGACCUGGAGAAGCAUACAAUGGUCAUCGAGUACAUUGGCACCAUCAUUCGCAAUGAGGUGGCCAACCGGCGGGAGAAAGUCUAUGAGGAGCAGAAUCGAGGCAUUUACAUGUUUCGGAUAAACAAUGAGCAUGUGAUUGAUGCCACGUUGACUGGAGGCCCUGCCAGGUACAUUAACCACUCCUGUGCCCCUAACUGUGUAGCAGAGGUUGUGACAUUUGACAAGGAGGACAAAAUUAUUAUCAUCUCCAGCCGGCGAAUCCCCAAAGGAGAGGAGCUGACCUAUGACUAUCAGUUUGAUUUUGAGGACGAUCAGCACAAGAUCCCCUGUCACUGUGGAGCCUGGAACUGUAGGAAAUGGAUGAACUGAGAAGCUGUGAGGCUACCAGGCAGGGGAGUUCCCCCCACUCCACCUCUUCCCUGAAAGGGAUGAGGGGGAAGAGAGGUAGCAGCCAGAGCCAGGACCCAGGGCUGGGGCUGCCGGCUGACCGGAGCCCCUGGAGCAGGAGGCUGGGGCGGAGAACCCUAGGCCAAGCCUACCCUGGGCACCAGGGACAACCUUCUUCCCUGCCACCGGCCCUUAGGCUGGCAUCUGCCCCCAGUUCCAGGAGGGGACAGACAGGAGCAGCCGCUGGGCAUCUCAGGUUUGAGGGGGAUAUGGGCCGGGACUACCCAGAAGUGUCAGGGAGCAGGGAGGGGUGUGCGGCCGGCCGGGCCUCACAGCCUAGCUGCCUCCACCGACUUCGCUGGCCCAACUCAAGGCUGCAAAGAGACUUGACUAAGCUUGACAAUCCCAAAGGCCGGGUCCCACACCUGGCCCUGCCUGCCGGGUCCUGCCCCUACCCUCACCCCCAUCCCCUUCCUCUCUAUCUGUCUCUGUCUCCCUCUUUUCCUCUGUGUUUCUGUCUCUCUAUGGGUUGUGUUUCCUUGUUUUCCACUCUGACAAAUGCAACAUGACGGGAAAGAGGCAUCCAGAUGCCCAGGAGGGCAAGCCGGGCAAGCCGGGCAAGCCGGGCAGGCCGGGCAAGGAGACCCCGCACCCACACCUACCUCAUUUAAGUGUUGGAUUUUUUGCUGUUUUGAAAUGUGAGACCCUCUCCGAGCCCCCUACUGCCCCGACUCUCUCCCCCACCUCACUGCCCUCGUCUAGUGGGUGGAAGGGGGGGGUAGGAGAAGGAUAACAACAACAAUAACAACAACAGAAAUCCAUCUUUGUUUUUAAUUAUGGGCGUGGGAUGGCGGCUGAGGCAAAUGGUGAUGAAGACUGGGGUGACUGGUCCCUAGUUGCUCUAGGACCUCCUUCUCCAUCUGGACAUGGAGGCAGGAGGGGUGUGCUAAACCUAGGACCAGGAUCUCGCUCUCCUGUUUUCCCAGCCUCAUCCUGAGCCCAUCUGCCCUCCAGCCCCUGGACGGGGUGUGGGGGGUAGGGUGAGGGCUAUCCCUGAGUGGCGUGCCCAUACCCAGUGAGGCAGGGUGUGGCCCAGAGCUCUCACUUGCCCUCAGUCACCAAACUGCUGCUGGUCUGGUGGGAAUGGGUGGUGAUGUGGGGGUGGGGAGCUUAGUGUCAGCGCGGGGAGGGUGGGGGGUAUUUAUCUAUUUAUACAUGGGAUUGUACAUAGUCUUGUGGGGCAUGGGGGAGCCGGCCGGAGGUGAGAACCCUCCCCUCUCCCCCUACCCCCGGGGAGAGCAAAUGUAAAACUACUAAUUUUUGUGCUUUAUAUAUUCUAUAUAAAUAUAUCUAUUUUCUUUUUACAAAA
This is a messenger RNA of Mastomys coucha (southern multimammate mouse), 18125 nucleotides long. RefSeq names its product lysine methyltransferase 2D (gene Kmt2d). Gene Ontology annotation, biological process: positive regulation of transcription by RNA polymerase II. Gene Ontology annotation, cellular component: nucleus; MLL3/4 complex. The record is from RefSeq and is a predicted model, not a curated record. Lineage: Eukaryota; Metazoa; Chordata; Mammalia; Rodentia; Muridae. Bases 92 to 16738 code for a protein of 5548 amino acids. Gene Ontology annotation, molecular function: histone H3K4 methyltransferase activity; histone binding; transcription coactivator activity. The transcript has 55 exons.